Dendrobium catenatum is the source of this 1307-nucleotide messenger RNA. RefSeq names its product thaumatin-like protein 1b. The coding region runs from base 98 to 1033 and encodes 311 amino acids. Gene Ontology annotation, biological process: defense response. The record is from RefSeq and is a predicted model, not a curated record. NCBI's taxonomy places the organism in Eukaryota, Viridiplantae, Streptophyta, Magnoliopsida, Asparagales, Orchidaceae. Gene Ontology annotation, cellular component: extracellular region. The transcript has 3 exons.
GUCAAGACAGGUAAUUCACCUUCUUCCCACCCUAUAUGAAACCCCCUUCCACCCUCCUCACCAAAACUCCACCUCAAGAAGCUGACCAUCUUCUCAAAUGGCUAAAUCCCAAUCUCUUUCCUUUUUCUUUCUCCUCCUCGUCAUCUCCUUCCUCGCCUCUGGUGCAAAGGCGGCUUCUUUCACCCUCACCAACAACUGCGGGUACACGGUGUGGCCCGGCAUCCUCUCCGGCGCCGGCACGGCGCCCCUAUCUACCACUGGCUUCGUUCUCAACUCCGGCCAAUCUCGCUCCGUCGAUAUCCCUUCCUCCUGGUCCGGUCGUCUGUGGGGCCGCACCUACUGCUCCACCAACCAAUCCACCUCUACCUUCUCCUGCGUCACUGGCGACUGCGGCUCAGGUAAAAUCGAUUGCUCCGGCAGCGGCGCCACCCCUCCCGCCACCCUUGCGGAAUUCACCCUCAACGGAAGCGGUGGCAUGGAUUUCUUCGACGUCAGCCUCGUCGAUGGCUACAACCUUCCCAUGCUCGUCUCUCCAACUUCCUCCACCGCUUCCUCUGGCGGCAAUUGUACGGCUACUGGUUGCCUCGCCGACCUCAAUGGUAUAUGUCCCUCGAAUCUGAAAGUCAUCCUCUCCGAUUCAGGUGGGCAGAGCGUGGCGUGCAAGAGCGCCUGCGACGCCUUCGGCAAGCCGGAGUUCUGCUGCAGCGGAGCUUAUGGAAAUCCUAACACUUGCAAACCUUCUUCUUACUCUCAGAUCUUCAAGAACGCCUGCCCAAGAGCUUACAGCUAUGCUUAUGAUGACGCUACUUCGACUUUCACUUGCCCCACCGGCGUCAAUUACAUCAUCACCUUCUGCCCCAGUAACCCCGGCCAGAAAGCAGGGGAGAAUAAUCCGCAGGCAGCUGGAAUUCCGCUGAUCAAUGACAGCAUGGUGUUCUUGGGUCCUGCGAGCGGCAGCACGCUGGCGAAAACGUGGCGUUUCGCCGCAGUGAUUUCCGCCGCCAGCUUAGCCGCGUUUUGGCUGCAGUUCUAGAAAACUGAGAAGGCGCAGCUCACGGAUUCUUUUACGCAUUCGGCAACGCGCUUUUCGGUAAGCGAAUCCCGCACGUAUUUUAACGUUUGGCACGGCGGGCGGAGAUUCCAAUGGCCGGCCAUGGCCGGAGAUGAUUGCGCCGGUGGAUUAUUAGUUAUAUUAUUUGUAGUAUAAUUAUUAUAAUGGCAUUGUUUGGAAGGAAUUGAUAGGAGAUUUUUAUUAUGAUGCUCUUAUUGAAUUUUAUUUUAUUAAUUUAAUUUAACUUUUAGGCGAA